AUGUUUGCGCCUAUUUCUGUCACGUUUUUUCAACUACAACUGUGGUUAAUAAUUCAAAUAAAUGGUGCCGAUUUAUCAGAUGCGUAUACAGAAUACAAUUUCACACAUCCUUGUAAAAGAAAUUGUGUAGAGGAUGGCGCACUUUUACAAUGUUACUACAAAUUCGAAGUUUCUCAGUAUGGUACGAUGAGCAGAGCAUGCUUUAAUUGUCCUAAUAAUAUAACCGAUUGCUUUGAUCCUGAAUGCCUGCCUGCCGAUGGGCUUAAAAAGGCACUAGUUGUUGUUAACAAACAACUCCCAGGUCCUACGAUCGAGGUUUGUGAAGGAGAUCGAAUCAUCGUCGACGUCACAAAUAGAAUGUCAUCUGAAAGUACAAGUAUUCACUGGCAUGGAAUACGUCAACGAGAAACACUAUUUAUGGAUGGCCCUUACGUUACUCAGUGUCCAAUUUUACCGGGUCAAACUUUUCAAUAUGAUUUUUUUGCUGACAAAGCUGGGACAUAUUUUUGGCAUUCUGAUUCUUUUUAACAGAGAGCUGAUGGAAUGUUCGGAGCUCUAAUUAUUCGUGAACCAGUAACUAGCGAUUUGUAUGAUGUUGAUGAACACCUUAAGACAUUGAAUGAAUGGACCGAAAAAUCGGCUGCCGAAUCCUAUGCACUUGAAGUUUACAGCCUAUUUUCGCCAGGUCCAUAUAAUAUUCUUAUAAACGGUCUUGGCCCAUUUCCACCAUCAGCUACAAAUCUGCCUCGCUCGAUUUUCGAAGUAGAAAAGGGGAAAAGAUAUAGAUUUAGAAUUAUUGCUAGUGGAGCCCAGGAUUGUCCACUACUGAUUAAAUUUGACAAUCAUGAGAUACUAGCAUUCAGCUCUGAUGGAAAUGAUUUCGAAUCAGUAAAAGCGAAUACUCUUAGAAUAUUGUCUGGAGAACCUUAUGAUGUCGUCAUACAUGCCAACCAAAAUGUUGAUAAUUACUGGAUAUGGAUUAAAGGUCUAGAUGGCAAACAAUCGUCAACAUUUUGGGACAACUGUGCAAGUAAUCAGCUGCAUCAAGUUGCUGUAUUACGCUAUAAAGGAGCACCUGAAACCGAUCCUAGAUUUCCAGUAUCAUACGACAAUCCAUCACUCGAAAAAGGAAGACAAAUAAAUCCUUUUAACGCCGUGUUAAAAAUGAAUUUGGGUAUAGAAAGUUUCACGAGUUCAAUAGCUGAUGAUAUUGAUAUUAGUUAUGAGCCAGAUCAUCAAUUUUAUAUUGCAUACAAUUCUUAUAGAAAAAAUAAGGAAAAGUACUUGGCAAAUCAGUUGAGACGUAAUAUAUGUCAUAAUUGUGAGUACACGGGAUGAAAAAUAUCGAAUAAUAAUAUAGUAUGUAUUUACACUUUCCUACACAAACAUUUAUUUUCCAGUACCUGGUCGUACUGCUUUACGAAAUAUUGUAGAUGUCCUCACGUUCUACAGGCUAGACUGCACAGUGUAGUAGAAUUGGUUAUUGUCGAUGAAGGUUUUAUAAAUGUUAAUCAUCCCAUGCAUUUACACGGCUAUCACUUCCAUGUUGUUGGGAUGGGGAGACUGCAAGAGGGUGCAAGUGUAGAAAAAAUUAAGCAAUUAGAUAGAGAGGGUAAAAUUGAAAGAAACCUUAGGAAUCCAGCAUUGAAGGACACAAUUUCAGUGCCAUCUAAUGGAUACAGUAUUGUUCGAUUCUACGCCGAUAAUCCUGGAUUUUGGCUAGUUCACUGUCAUUAUGAAAGACACGCUCAUAUUGAAAUGGAACUUGUAAUCAAAGUUGGAGAAGCAGAGGAUUUUCCAGCUAUACCAAAGAAUUUCCCGAUGUGUUAAACUCAAAGGAAAUUAUUUCUAGUCAAUUUCAAUAAGCAAGAAUGAAUACGACU
Molecule: messenger RNA, 1883 nt
Organism: Nasonia vitripennis (jewel wasp)
Lineage: Eukaryota; Metazoa; Arthropoda; Insecta; Hymenoptera; Pteromalidae
Product: laccase-3-like
Biological process (GO): iron ion transport
Cellular component (GO): plasma membrane
Molecular function (GO): copper ion binding; oxidoreductase activity
Source: RefSeq, a predicted model, not a curated record